GGCGUUAGCCACAUGUUCAACACCAGCCAAUGACGAGACACCUCGCUAAAAAAGCUAUCGUAAGGUUGAGUUAGCGACAGUGAACCUGCAAAACACGAGAGAAGUCGGAAACAGUGUAUUUAAGACUAUUCCGGUACAUUUUUAUCACUACAAACAUCGGUGUACAUGCACAGCUAUGCCCGAGGACAGUAUGGACAAGCCAAACAUAGUCACAUGCACCGCUCCUGUGAAUAUAGCUGUCGUCAAAUACUGGGGGAAGAGAAAUGAAGAAUUAAUUCUACCCAUUAACUCAUCGUUGAGUGUCACAUUGCAUCAAGACCAGCUGAAAACAACCACAACAGUUGCAACAAGCAGAUCAUUUCAGGAGGAUCGAAUAUGGCUCAAUGGCAAAGAGGAGGACAUAACCCAUACAAGACUACAGUCCUGUCUCAGAGAGAUUCGACGAUUAGCACGGAAGAGACGUAACGAUGGAGACCCUGGUUUGGAUUCGACUGGUUUGUCUCACAAAGUCCACAUCUGCUCGGUUAACAACUUCCCCACUGCUGCUGGACUUGCCUCCUCAGCUGCUGGAUUUGCUUGCCUAGUUUACACUCUGGCUCGGGUGUUUGGCAUAGAAGGGGAGUUGUCAGGGAUUGCUCGGCAAGGCUCAGGCAGCGCAUGCAGGAGUAUGUAUGGGGGGUUUGUGCAGUGGAUCAUGGGGAAAAAAGACGACGGCAAGGACAGUCUAGCCCAGCAGGUGGAGCCAGAGACUCAUUGGCCCGAGCUCAGAAUCCUUGUACUGGUGGCCAGUGCUGAGCGGAAGCCAGUAGGAAGCACUUCUGGGAUGCAAACCAGUGUACAAACAAGCUGCCUCUUAAAGCACCGGGCUGAGUCUGUUGUCCCAGGCCGCAUGGUAGAGAUGAUUGAAGCUGUGCAGAGAAAGGACUUCACUGCAUUUGCUGAACUAACCAUGAAGGACAGUAACCAGUUCCAUUCCACCUGCCUUGACACAUACCCUCCUAUCUUCUACCUCAAUAGUGUGUCUCAACAGGUUAUCAACUUGGUGCAUCGGUAUAACAGGCACUAUGGGGAGACAAGGGUGGCCUACACGUUUGAUGCAGGGCCCAAUGCUGUGAUCUUCACUCUACAGCAGCAUGUUCCUGAGUUUGUCCAGGUGGUUCAACAUUUCUUUCCCCCGGAUACCAACGGAGGACAGUUUAUUAAGGGUCUUCCAGUUAAGUGUGCUUCUCUUUCUAAAGACCUGGAGCAGGCCAUUGGUCUAGAGCCCAUGACAAAGGGAAUAAGCUAUAUAAUUAGUACCAAGGCUGGUCCAGGCCCUUGUGUGGUGGAGGAUCCCACUCAGCAUCUGCUUGGAUCUGAUGGUUUGCCUAAGAAAACCGCAUGAUGCCCUGCAGCCCCGAAGAAACAAAGUUCCUUGGAGCAAUAAUGAAGCCAAUUCAGCAGAGAUAGAAAUUUGCAUUUGACAUAUGUAAAUAGGUUUUUACAGAUCACAGCAAAACCAGGCACCUCUUUUGCGAUUAUAGGUGCUAAUAUUUCUCCCUUCAUUUUUUAACCUGGACUAGUGUGUCUCCCAGUCUUUGCAUUACACUUUAUUUUUCUAUUUUUUUGCAAAGCUCUCCACAUUUCUCAAUAUCUAGAGGCAGUUAUUGUAUUACAGUUAAGGAGUGUGACUGGAGGGUUUGGUCAUACACCUGAGCACGUUCACCUCUGUAUGUUUAAGGAGGUUAUUAUAAUUAUUUGACAUCAAAUUGUCACUUUAAAGAUUAGUUGUCAUUAUCCCCUUUGAAAACAUACAGUACCAACUUGAGCGGUGUUCACCUCAUUCUUUAAAACUGAAUAAAAUAUAUUUUAGUCAAUAAAAAUGAGGUUGCUUGAUUUUUGGGCAGUCAUUUAAAUGGUAUUAACAGUUGAGAUGACAUUUCCAGCUUUGUUUUAAUUGUGUUGUAUGUCUGUUUUUUCA
Molecule: messenger RNA, 1960 nt
Organism: Xiphias gladius (swordfish)
Lineage: Eukaryota; Metazoa; Chordata; Actinopteri; Istiophoriformes; Xiphiidae
Gene: mvda
Product: mevalonate (diphospho) decarboxylase a
Exons: 10
Coding region: 176-1384 (402 amino acids)
Biological process (GO): isoprenoid biosynthetic process; isopentenyl diphosphate biosynthetic process, mevalonate pathway
Cellular component (GO): cytosol
Molecular function (GO): ATP binding; diphosphomevalonate decarboxylase activity
Source: RefSeq, a predicted model, not a curated record